CCCUCCCUCCACAACCGCAAUCAUGACCAUGUCCAUAACGCGGGCGGUCCUCCGGGCGCCGCAGCCGCGUCUCCUCUUAACAGCAACCGCCGCCGCCGUCACGGCCCGGUCCCUCUCGGCGCGCCGCCGGCCCUUGAGCACCACGUCCCGAGCCCUCCUCCCCGCCGGCUUCGGCUCCCCCGUCCUGCCGUCCUACUUCUCCAAGCCCCGGCUGCCGGCCAACACGAUUGUGCGGUUCGUCCCUCAGCAGACGGCGUGGAUCGUCGAGCGCAUGGGCAAGUUUAACAGAAUCCUCGACCCCGGUCUGGCCAUCCUCGUGCCCUUUAUCGACCGCAUCGCCUACGUCAAGAGCCUCAAGGAAGUUGCCAUUGAGAUUCCUAGCCAGAGUGCCAUUACUGCAGACAAUGUUACUCUGGAGCUGGAUGGUGUUUUGUUUACUCGUGUCUUUGAUGCGUACAAGGCGAGCUACGGUGUUGAAGAUGCCGAGUACGCCAUCUCUCAGCUCGCCCAGACGACCAUGCGAUCCGAGAUCGGUCAACUGACCCUCGACCACGUCCUCAAGGAGCGAGCUGCCCUCAACACCAACAUCACAGCCGCAAUCAACGACGCCGCCGAAGCCUGGGGCGUGACCUGUCUGCGUUACGAAAUCCGGGACAUCCACGCCCCCGCCGCCGUCGUCGAGGCCAUGCACCGACAGGUCACCGCCGAGCGUUCCAAGCGCGCCGAGAUUCUUGACUCUGAGGGUCAGCGCCAGAGUGCCAUCAACAUUGCCGAGGGUAAGAAGCAGAGCGUCAUUCUGGCGUCUGAGGCUUUGCGGGCGGAACGCAUCAACGAGGCAGAUGGUGAGGCCGAGGCUAUCCGUCUCAAGGCACAUGCCACUGCUCAGGGUAUUGAUGUUGUCGCGAAGAGCAUCCUCAAGGGUGAGGCUGGCGCCCAGGCUGCCGUCAGCCUAAGCGUCGCCGAGAAGUACGUCGACGCCUUUAGCAAGCUUGCUCGCGAGAGCACUGCUGUUGUCGUUCCCGGCAACGUCGGCGAUAUCGGUGGCAUGAUCGCCACAGGUCUCAGCGUUUACGGCAAGGUGGGCGAUGCUCAGGCACGCUCC
This is a messenger RNA of Fusarium vanettenii 77-13-4, 1102 nucleotides long. RefSeq lists its product as uncharacterized. The annotation marks the transcript as partial. The record is from RefSeq and is a predicted model, not a curated record. Gene Ontology annotation, cellular component: membrane. The transcript has 2 exons. Lineage: Eukaryota; Fungi; Ascomycota; Sordariomycetes; Hypocreales; Nectriaceae.